Ascochyta rabiei is the source of this 282-nucleotide messenger RNA. RefSeq lists its product as uncharacterized. Lineage: Eukaryota; Fungi; Ascomycota; Dothideomycetes; Pleosporales; Didymellaceae. Bases 1 to 282 code for a protein of 93 amino acids. The transcript has a single exon. The record is from RefSeq and is a predicted model, not a curated record.
AUGUCAUUCCUCAAUACGCUCCUUAAACCAAAGGUCUUGGUUCCACUCACUGGCAAUGUUUUUGCAGUUGGAUCAGCCACUUACUACCUCCAAUCAAAGCUCAACUACAACCUCGAAGAACAAGAAGCCCGCCUUGAUGAGAUUGAAGGGACAUUACGAGGCCACAUUGGCUUGAUCGAAGAUGCGCUUGACAGGAUCGAGAAGAAGCCAAACCAGAACCACCAGAAGUUGUACAGCGAAAGAGCACGGGACGAGAAGAAGGGGACGGACAACAAGAAGUGA